CUUUAUCUCACGAGAAAUCAUGUUACGAACUCUGCGAGACAUCAAACUCCAACUUCCGGAAGGCUACGCAAUGAUCGAACCUAUCAAGCCAGAUACAUUGUUUAAAUAUUACCAAUGGAUAACUACCAUUGCUGUAGCUUUACCUGGGAAACUACGAAUUUUCGCCAAAAUUCCCUUAAUCACCCCUAGUGGAUAUUUUGAUAUGUACGAAAUUGUCAAAUUUCCAACAUACAUCCCUACAUUAAAAACCUUUUUCCAAUUUAAGCCAGAAUAUCCUAUUAUUGCUCUGUCUAUGGAUAGACAAUCGUAUAUGUUGCUCCAACGAUUCGAACUCACUAUGUGCAAGAUAGACCACUUUCCUAUUUGUUCAUUAAACGUUCCCAUACAACGAUUCCCUCAACGAAGUUGUGAGUAUGCUCUGUUUAAUGGAAUCGAAACCCAAGUUAAAGACCUCUGUACUCGACAAAUCGUCGCAAGAUAUGCUCCUAUCUUUAAGAGAAUAGAUGAACAAGGAACCUGGAUUUAUUCCACAUCUGAAUCUCUCACCUUAACUAUCAGAUGUCCUACUAGACCUCAGAAAUCCCCUUUUAUAUCUACAACUCACAAAUUGAAUUAUACCGGGAUAAUUAAUUUACCAAAUGCAUGUACAGGGUACCUACCCGGAAUCGUUCUCACCUCACACUUUCAAAGACAAUCAACCUUACAACUUGAGAUAGCACAACACUUAGUAGUUCCUCAAAUUGAACAACUUUUAAAUCAAACUGAACUUCAAAUACUUCAAAAACGUCUCCUAGAAUCACAAACCCAAGAAAAGAGAAAUCUAAACUCCGACUACGAUAUCAAGUUAGCAGACCGAUCCUUAUCAGACGUCACCUAUGACCUCAAUCACCUGUUACAAAUGACAACUAAAUCAACACCUCCAUCCUACCUCUCAACGGUAAUGACGAUAAUUACAAGUUGCCUUGGUACUGUUGUUAUGGGAUGCUGCCUUUAUUAUAUCAUUCGACGUUACGUUCAGCAGAAAAAACGUCGUCCACCACCUCAACCACACCCCACAGAACCCGAGCCAGAACACAUCUCCCCUUAGUGAAAGAGAAAGUCAACAGCAACCCGACAC
Molecule: messenger RNA, 1117 nt
Organism: Centruroides sculpturatus (bark scorpion)
Lineage: Eukaryota; Metazoa; Arthropoda; Arachnida; Scorpiones; Buthidae
Exons: 2
Coding region: 20-1087 (355 amino acids)
Source: RefSeq, a predicted model, not a curated record